Molecule: messenger RNA, 1954 nt
Organism: Trifolium pratense (red clover)
Lineage: Eukaryota; Viridiplantae; Streptophyta; Magnoliopsida; Fabales; Fabaceae
Exons: 11
Coding region: 169-1752 (527 amino acids)
Source: RefSeq, a predicted model, not a curated record
AGUAGUAUAAAAUUAAAAUAUAAAAAAGUUCCAUUGCUUACAAAAAAUAAAAAAUUCCAUGAAAUUCGUUUAAUUUGAAAUUAAGCUUCUUCGUCUUCUCAGAAUAAGCAUCAUCAUCAUCUCCGAUGAGUAACACGGUGAUGGUUGAACCACCACUCAACCCCAGUUAUGGGUGGUGAGGGUAGAGUUGAAGUUGUGAGUGGAAAAGGGUGUUCAAGGUUGUUUUCAUCUUCAUUCAGAGGUCUUCAGCCAUUGGAGCAAAUGUCUUCUGUUUCAUCCUCGCCGCAAGUGUCAUCAAAUGCUCCUUUUGCUGGUCUUGUUAUAUGUGUUACUGGUUUAUCGAAAGAAGCAAGGAAUCAGGUCAUGGAGGCUACAGCGAGAUUAGGUGGCCAGUAUAGUCCUAAUCUGCAUCCUCAAUGUACUCAUUUGGUGGUUCAGAACUUUGGUGGACGCAAAUUCGAGCAUGCGUUGAAGCAUGGAGCAAAAAAUGGUCUCUUUGUUGUCACACUGGGUUGGUUUGUGGAUAGUGUCAGGAAAAAUGUAAGGUUGACUGAAUCACUUUAUAGUUUGAAGAGUCAUGGAGAUAACAAUAUGCACUUGGAUGAUUUUAGACUGCUUCCCGGUUAUACAAAUGCUGGUAAUUGUCUUCCUGCAAAAAUCCAUGAGAUCAAGCAUACUCAUCAUGCUGAAGAAUUACGAAGAUUCUCUGGGAGAGAGUCUAACAGAAGUCUGGACUCAACUCUGUCUGGUUGCUCCAUCUAUGUUGAUCCAAGCAUUUCAUCCGAAUUGCAAAACAAGGUUGUUGAGGCUGCCUCAAGAGAAGGUGCUAGUUUUGUGGAACAAUGGUUUGUUGGCUGCAAUGUUAGUCAUGUAGUGACUGAAGGGACAUCCAUUCAAAGAUAUCUUGGAUACUCUAGUAACCUCAUUACACCACUGUGGAUUCUCAAAACAGCUAAGGAGAAACAAGUGCAAAGGCUUGUUAACAUGUCUGUUGAUUUGGCAAGACAAGUUGGCUCGAUGCUUGAAGAUGUUCAUAAUGGCAUUUCAGGGAAGGAAGCAGUAAAGCCAAAAGUCCUUGACGAAGUUGGUUACAAAGAAAGGCAACAAAUAGUAAAUUCAGCAAAAAAUGGUGUCAGAAGUCGCCGUGGUCGUCGAAUGCAGACAUGUCAGACUCCAAUCCGUCCGAUAACACCUAACAACCUUCUGGACUCUAUCUGCUGGUCAAUAUCAGAAGCAACUUCAACUGCUUCCAUUUACACAGACUCUUUCAGUGCUGAAGAUCCUAAUGAAAAUCAUACUUCAAUAUUUUUUGAUGCAAAAGGGGAUGGAAAGGAUGCAGACGCUUCAUUUUCGAACUCGACACGUCCUCUAACAGAAAGCGAGAAAUCUGAGUUGAUAUUUAAAAACCAUUUUCUUACCAUACUCUUCCCAAUCGACCGGUUUUCCGAGAUUGGCCCUUCCACAAGAACGUUUUUUAGCCAUAACGGUUUUACGUGUCUUCAGGUGUUGGAUAAUAUCCAUGCAUUUUAUCAGGAGAACAUGCCAAGCCAUGAAAUAGAAGUGGCAAUUCAUACAGAUUCAAGACAUGCGGACAGACUCCGAUCAGUGUACUCAAGUAAGGAAACAGCGGAGCGUGGGUAUGUGAUGUUCAAACGAAUUGAAUUUUUGGGUAGUCGUACAAGUUUUGAAAUGUUGAAGCGUGUAAGUGGGGACAACAACUCCAACGUGUAUGAGUUAUUACUUAGGGCAUAAGGUACAUUAGCAGCUGCAACUGGUAGCUUCUAUACUUCACAAGAAUUGUAUCUAUAACAUUAAGAUAAUAGUGCUGGUGGAAUAUGUCACAUGACUAGGGUGGCCAAAAUGGGGGCUGUGGGUACAAGAAUGGGGGAUUGGCGAUAUGGGAAGAGUAAUAGAGUUUUUCUCCCCCCGUCCGGAAUUCUGGAGGGCAUAAAAA